UGUAUCCGUGAGUGUCACUGAAGAGUUUCGUGCGGUUUCGUUUAGGUAGCGAAGCGGUGAAACAUUUGUGUCAGUAGAAUUUUUUAGUGAAAUGCUAUGGCUUUAUUCCGUCCUGUUCAGAGCUGGUUGAAAGCCUCUGAAACAGUCAAGAUUACAGGAAGGGAACAAGGCGAUGGAUUCACGGCAUAUAUCAUACAAGUUAGUGUACCACCCUACCGCUGGACAGUGAAACAUAGGUACAACGACUUUAGAGAGGUUAAUGAAAAACUGACAAGUUCACAUCAUGUUGCAAAAUCACUCCUUCCACCAAAGAAGCUGUUUGGAAACCAGUCUGAAGCCUUCAUUCAGCAACGCCAAUCUGAGCUCGAAUUGUACCUUCAGUCAUUGGUCCACCAGUUCUCUGUCCCGCCCCCUGUGCUUGGACAGUUCCUCGACUUUCACAGAUAUGAGGUGCACACCAUUUUGGAUGACUUGGCCGAAAGGCUUUUUGACGAAGGUGAAAGUCUACUAGCCAAAGAUGAAGAAUUUCACAUGACACCCUUAGUGCUUCACUGCUUAACUGAACGACUCAAACUUGCUGAGCCCACCUGUGUUUCGAAGAACAAGCGUCGAGAUUUGGCUCACAUACUAGACUUUGUGUCACAGCUGCGGAAACUUUACAUCACAGGGACUUCCACCCCUGUAGGCACCAGCAACAUUUGUCCGAGCAUGCUAGCGUUUGAUUUGUCACCAUUUAAGGCACUACAGUCAUUACAUAUUCGGGGAUGUGAAAUCCAAGGCCGAAUCUCCGGAUUUGAAGUAGUUGGUCCUGGGCUACUCGAAAUGGAAGUGCACCAGUCCCUUCAAAAUUUGCGACCCUUGCUUUUGGCAAACCACCUGAAUUACGAUGUCGCGGCUGCUGUUCCGUGGAGCAGCACUGUAAGGGCAGACUUGAGCAACAAUGCAAUUCACCAAAUCGACCCUGCUAUCAGAGUAUUAGCUUCCGUUGAGUACUUAGACCUGAGUAACAAUCAAAUAGAGGAACUUGAAAACCUGGAACCCCUUCCUCGACUGUCCGAUCUAAAUCUGUCAAACAACCGGAUUGGACGCCUCGUAGCACUGCACACACGUCUGGGGAACAUCCGCUGUCUUAGACUCUCUGGAAACCACAUUGAAUCACUAGCAGGUUUGUCUCGCUUGUAUUCAUUGGUAGACUUGGACUUGUCACACAAUCAGGUGACUCUGAUAUCGGAGGUGGGCCACCUCGGAUCACUUCCAUGUCUAGAGAAGGUUGAUCUAAGCCACAAUCCUGUAACCUACGUGGUGGACUACCGUCCGCAUGCCCUCCUUGCUUUUGGAGCUAGGGCUGCUGAGAUUGCUUUAGAUUGUAAAAAGCCAACACCAAAAGAACUGGACACAGUUGCUGUGUUAAGAGCCCUCAAAGUCGCAAAAGAAGGACAGAUUAUGAGGCAUGGCAUGACAGAUAGAGGAGGAUGGGGUGAUCCUGGCGUUCAGCUACCAAGUUCAGGGACAUGGUCUGUAGAAGCCUCAAAAGUAAAAGAAGGUGGGUGCCCUACAUUGCCGUGCGAGGAAAUUGUGGAAGAUCCAGCAGUGAGUGAGUUUCGAAAGCAACUGGCAGCACUGAGACACAUAGGGGGGAAUAAUUGGCUCAGACUGCUAAAUCAACUGCAGAAUGACAAGCCUAGUGAGUAUUCCACAGAAGAGGGUUCAACAUAUCAGUCAGAAAUCCACUUAACACCACCGCAAGAAGACAUUCCUCAUCCUUGCUCACUUUCGGGGACCACUGCAGAGCUGAUCCUUCCCGAGUGGCUGUCCGCGCUCAAGUCUGGCAACCCUGCUUUCCUCGACAUGCUCCAGAGCCUCUCGCACGGCAAUCCCCCUUUCUGGGCAUCGUGGUGCAUGCUCCUCUCACGUGACAGCAGUUGUAUACCUGCCUGCGUGGUUGGGACCUGUUUGGGACUCCACGUCUACCGUAUCCUCAAGCUCCCGUCCCCGGACUUCUCCGCCCUCCCGGAAAUGGAAUCGACGUCUGUGUUUGCUCCGUCCAGCAUGGUGGCGCUACUUGCCGGGCCACGUCACAGUUACGUUGAGCUUCAGAUUGGCUCAGAAACCGGACUAGAGAGCCGGAUGUUUCUUUCGUCUACUCCGAGCGAUGCAUCGGAUUUGCUGGUGCGCGUCGGGACCACCUUCGGUGUCGAGGUACGACAAAAAUUUGCCGCGGGCGAGAUGGAAAGCUGCGCGCUGGAAGCAGCGACGAAAGUCGGAGUCGUUCCGAGUCAGGUGGCGUUCUGCGAGCGUGUCCUCGUCGAGGAUGCGGUGUGUGGAAAGGGAGUGGUGCACUACGGCGUGGUGACGCCCCCGUGUGUGGUGAUAGUUCAGGAGUCGGUCUUUGGCGGAAAUGUCGUUUUUAGUGCUAAGCAAGUUUUUCUUGCUAUGCAAAGUGUAGACGAUGUACAUAUGUGGGAGGAAAUGUUGAUACAAACUCAAAGUGAUGGGCCAGAUGAUGUAAUACAAGAUUUAGGAAAGUGCGGGCACGGACUCAAGAUGCACCUCGCAAACGAUGGAAACUUUGCGGUGCGCUUUUUGACUCGAGAUUCGAGGAGCAGGUUUCUGACAGCGUUUAUGAGUGCCCGCCAAGUGUGAGAACUGUUGUGUAUAUUUAAACAUUUUGCUAAGACUGUGUACAGAGAAUCUCGUAGGACAUAUUUUUCUAGUUUUGCUAAUAUGUGGAUGUACAGCUUGUAGACUUACAAAUGGGCUUUUACGGAUACCGUAUGAGUGCUAGCAUGUGUACCAUGCAUCGGAGUGGUGUCGACAAUGUUGUAAGUACCCGCUUUGUAAAUAUCCAUUGUUAACUGUAGGGAUGCCCUACACGAAGCAGACUGGUUGGCUACAACGUGGUUGUAAAAAGUAUUUUAGUUAUGCAAAUUAAAUAAAUUUUCCAGUGUCAACAAUU
Messenger RNA from Ornithodoros turicata, 2956 nucleotides. Its product is annotated as nischarin-like. The transcript is spliced from 12 exons. NCBI's taxonomy places the organism in Eukaryota, Metazoa, Arthropoda, Arachnida, Ixodida, Argasidae. Gene Ontology annotation, molecular function: phosphatidylinositol binding; protein binding. Gene Ontology annotation, cellular component: cytoplasm. The record is from RefSeq and is a predicted model, not a curated record. The coding region runs from base 97 to 2643 and encodes 848 amino acids.